GGUGAUAUAGGAUCACCGAUAGUGACUCGCAUUUUCGUUGGUCGUGUCCAAGAAAAAACUACUGUUGAUACUCUUCGCAAAUUUUUCAAUGCCGAAGCUGCUAAAAUUGAUCCAAAUGCUUUUGUUACGGAUGUUUUCAUCCCGCGUCCAUUUCGGUCGUUUGCAUUUGUGAAUUUUUCAACUGCUGCAGUUGCUAAGGAACUCAUGAGGCAAGGGGAUUUUAUUAUUGAUGGAUCGUCAGUAGCAGUAAGUGCUGCAGCGCCAAGAGAAUCAGAUUUUUCUCCACGAUACGGACAAAAUGCCUCUUUUGGGUUUCCGGGCCAAGGACGUCAUCCACGUAGAUUUUCCGACAAAUAUGGAUAUUCAGAAACGGCUUAUCCGUACGAUUCUGUGGUGCCACGCUCAAUCGAUAAUUGGCGUGGUAAUACGUAUCGUUCAUCGGAUUCGCGAGCAUCAAAUCGUUUCUCACCUGGCUACUCCAAUUCCCCUCGAUAUUCAGCUCCUGCGCGUUCAGGUACAAGCCAGGCAUUGGCUUCUGGACUAGAUGCUUUGAACUUGAACAAGAUGAAUGUAAACCCAGACAUGAUGGAUGCUGCAUGGCAAGCUUUUUGGAGUACUUUGAGUAACAAUAGUAAUAAUUCUGGAACUGGUACACCUGCCACCAAUUCUAAUGCGAAAUGGUAA
Messenger RNA from Thelazia callipaeda (thelaziosis nematode), 684 nucleotides. Lineage: Eukaryota; Metazoa; Nematoda; Chromadorea; Rhabditida; Thelaziidae. The record is from the annotation of a GenBank genome assembly.